Sarcophilus harrisii (Tasmanian devil) is the source of this 1901-nucleotide messenger RNA. RefSeq names its product acrosin (gene ACR). The record is from RefSeq and is a predicted model, not a curated record. The transcript has 6 exons. Lineage: Eukaryota; Metazoa; Chordata; Mammalia; Dasyuromorphia; Dasyuridae. Gene Ontology annotation, biological process: proteolysis; acrosome reaction. Gene Ontology annotation, molecular function: serine-type endopeptidase activity. Bases 192 to 1271 code for a protein of 359 amino acids.
GUUGUAGUGAGGCUUUGUAAACCUUAAAGGAUGGAGAAUGGGAACCAUGAGCAUUACCUAUACCCUCAUUUAUCUGCAGGUUUCCCUUUCCCAGAAUACCUCCCAUUGUCCCCCACCCCCACCCCCAUUCUCUCUUGCCAUCACCAGGAAUUCUGGGCUGGGAUUGGCUGGGUGCUGAGCACUGUGAUGUCAUGCUGGAUCCCAGUUCAGGCUGGAGAAUGGGGGGGACAGGGUUGCUAUGCCGGGCCCUGCUGUUAUCCUUUGUAGGGAAUUUGGGGGCUCCUGAUAAAAGAUUGUGUAAUGGCCCCUGUGGAUUACGGCCAGGGGUCGAAAUUAAGGAUGCAAACAGUCGAAUCUUGGGAGGUAAGGACACUCAACCUGGGGCCUGGCCCUGGAUGGUCAGUAUGCAGCUGGUUACCCAUAAUGGCCAAAGGUUCCAUGCUUGUGGGGGCUCUCUACUGACUCCGACCUGGGUGCUCACAGCUGCCCACUGCUUCAAGAGCACCAGGGACCCGAGUCAGUGGCGUCUAGUGGUUGGUGCAUGGAAGGUACAGGAGGCAGCAGCAACCACCCUCGGCCCCCUUGUACAGGAACGGAAGGCAGUCCAUAUUCUGCUCCAUGAGCAAUAUAACUCACUCACUGAGGCCAAUGACAUCGCGCUGGUGGAGAUGGAUGGGCCCGUGCGCUGUGGUUACCUGGUCCAGAUUGCCUGUCUACCCUGGCCCUCAGCCGUUCUACUCAAGGACUCAGAGCCCUGUAUCAUUGUUGGCUGGGGAUACACAGAGGAGGAUGCUUUAGAGCCAGCAAAUAUUCUACAGGAAGCAGAGGUGAAAAUCAUUAAUUUGGAAAUAUGCAACGGGACCGACUGGUACCAUGGAUUCAUUCAUUCCACCAACCUGUGUGCCGGCUACCCAGAGGGUAAAAUAGACACUUGCCAGGGGGACAGUGGUGGGCCACUCAUGUGCAAGGACAAAAGCACUGACACAUUUGUGGUGACUGGCAUCACCAGCUGGGGCACAGGUUGUGCCCGGGCAAAACGGCCAGGGGUCUACACUUCCACAGGGGACUUUCUGGAGUGGAUCGUAUCCAAGAUUGGAGUUGAUGGAGAGCUUGAUGACAUGCCUUCAACAGUCAAGAAACCCAUAUUAAUGCCAAUUAGAGGGAAAUCAGGGAGAAGGGUAGCUCCAAAGAGUAGGACUUCUUCCAUUCAAGCAAAACAGGGCAUCCCCAAAGGGAGACAAUGGAGGGCUGCUCAUGUGCAAGGACAAUGAGACUAAAACAUAUGUGGUUCAUGGAAUUGCAAGCUGGACUAUUGGCUGUGCUCGGAUAAAUUUGCCAGGUCUCUAUAUGUCCACUUGGUACUUUCUCAACUGGAUCACUUCCAAGAUCGAUUCUGAUAAGAUGAUGACUACUCUGGCUUCAGCUGCAGAGACCUCGGCUUCAACAUCAUUCCUUUAUCUAGAUUCUGGGCAGAGGGUCAGCUCAGAAGGUUGAAGAGGAUGUCUCCCACUCGAGCAUCCCUGGGGCAAUAUUCAAGAUAGGAGAACAUGGCUCUUCCUUGCUUGACUUUGCUGCAUCUGUUCUUCAUCCUCCAAGGGGAAAAAGGGUUUCUGUGGGACCACUGCUGCUUCACCAGUCUCAGGACCAAUCUCUCUCCUGCUCUUUCUGGCUUUCAACGUUUAUUAGCUGGGGAAGGAAGAAACAAACUCAGCUCACUGAAUAGUAUUUUUUUGUUUUCAAUCAAUGGUUACUGUUUGGCCUGAUUCUUCCCCAGUCCAGGGGACCUUUCUGUUAUCACAUCAGAUUAUGGGAGAGGAAUGAAGCAGUUGUCUGGAAAUGGCUGACUAAAAUCCCAUCUCCUCCCCUCCCCCCAACCCAGAACCCUUUCCUUAUUCCCAUUA